Paramisgurnus dabryanus is the source of this 4444-nucleotide messenger RNA. The record is from RefSeq and is a predicted model, not a curated record. Lineage: Eukaryota; Metazoa; Chordata; Actinopteri; Cypriniformes; Cobitidae.
CAUAUCAUACUCCACGGCUCUCUUCGUGAACAGAGGGGCUGCCGGUGAGGAAACUUGACUCUGUCCCCUCUUUCCUUUCUUUUUUUCUCUCUAUGCCUCUUUUGUCCUCCAGCAGCGAUGUAGUCCUCUCUCUAACUUUAACAUCUCUUUGGCAAUGAAGCCUUGACGGACAUCUGUCACUCCACCUUUCUGGACAUCUGUGGAUUCUUUCCUUUCUUCUUUUUCAAAGUCGCCUCGUAUCUGUGUGCCUGGACCAUGGCCAUGAAGGAUAUCGUGCUCCCCAUCAGUGAGGUGUCCAGUCCGUACCCAGAGGUCGUAGAACUCAACGUCGGUGGCCAGGUGUACGUCACCAAGCGGUCCACGUUGGUCAGCGUACCUGACACCACCCUCCACACCAUGUUCACCCGUUACGCCCCGCAGGAACUUCCUCACGAUAGCCGAGGGCGCUUCUUCAUCGACCGCGACGGCUUCUUGUUUCGAUACGUCCUGGACUUCCUAAGGGACCGGCAGCUGGUGCUUCCCGAACACUUUCCGGAGCGAGAGCGUCUGCAGCGCGAAGCCGAACACUUUCAGUUGGGAGAACUGCUGAGGCUCCUGGGGCCACGCGUGGCCAAGCAGGGAUCUCUAAAUGAUGAGGGCUGUCAAAGUGACAUCGAGGAAAGUUCUCAAAGUAGCGAGCUGGUGACUCGAACCGGAAACAUCACAACGCACCAUGCGACUUUCUCCUCCGGCCUCGACAAGAGGUCAGGGUUCAUUACGAUCGGUUACCGUGGAUCGUACACGAUGGUGAGGGAUAACCAAGCCGACGCUAAGUUUCGACGUGUGGCGAGGAUCAUGGUGUGCGGGCGUAUUGCUCUGGCCAAGGAGGUGUUUGGGGACACACUGAACGAGAGUCGGGAUCCAGACCGUCCGCCGGAAAAAUACACCUCACGCUUCUACCUGAAGUUUACCUACCUGGAGCAAGCGUUCGACAGGUUGAGCGAAGCCGGGUUCCAGAUGGUGGCCUGCAACUCCACCGGAUCUGCUGCUUUUGUUAACCAGUACAGAGAUGACAAGAUCUGGAGCAGCUACACAGAGUACAUCUUCUUCAGGCCUGCCUGCAAGUCAGUAUCCCCUAAGCUUGAAUGUGAUGAGCCCAAGUGUGGGAAACUGCUAGAUAAGGCCAGUGAGAGCGGAGCGUCACUUAAUGAGCUCUCCACCUCCAGCUCUGAGACUCACUCUGAAGCCACUUCACCCCAGGACGGAGGACCGAUCCUGGUGUCACGCGGUGAGGUGGUCGGGGAAACCAGGGCCCCUUGCGGAGCGCUGCGUUCCGUCUCCCGGCCUCCGAGCACUCUCACUCUGGGUCGACCUCCUAAGAAAGGUUCCUCCGUGCAGUGGAUGGAAUUACCGGAAAAGAGGAGGAACAGCGAGCUGUUCCAGUCCCUUACCAGCGGUGUGGGUUCGAGGGAAGGUACGGGGUGCGGUCUGACCCGAAGGAAAACCUUGGAGAGGCCCAGUGCAGAGGAAGAAAUGAAACAGUGUAUCCGAGAGUUCCGAAAGAUCAGGAUCCCGCCGGCAUUCCCGGAGCGCAAGCGACAGUGGCAGUCGGAACUGCUUCAGAAGUACGGUCUAUAAAGAAACCUCAGGGGGGAUGUUUUACAUGUCAUGUUUGUUCAAUAAGUUUGGAAAUGCUUAAAGGCCUUGAUGCACAUUGAUAAACAAAACUGUAAAAAAAAAUGUAAAGUGGGAAUUCGGAAAUCGGACUUUCACUUUGUUUGCAAAAACGGUUGACAGCACAAUUCAUUUACUAUUCAUUUCUUUGAAAUCUGAAUAAAAACAACUACCAAAAAAGUGAAGAAAAUUGAUUUGAAGACGUUGUUAAAGAGAUUCAUGAACUGAAAGCCAUUUCAUUAAUGUCACUUAUUGUAAAUACUAACUCCAGAGAUCUUGUACUGUAUAAACUAUUGAAUUGAUUCUGUUGUCUUUGGUGUCAUGUGCCAAAGUGAAAGCAGAACUGAAUCCUUGUGUUGUCUUGCUGGACAAACGCAAUUUACUUGAACUGACACAUAACAUUAUUUCAUCAUAAGUCCUUCCAAAGUCAUUAGUAGGUAUACAUAUAUUACAGCCACCGUACUAUCCAUCAGGUGCGUUUGAGUUGAUGCGGCACCACGCAUAGUCAGACCAAGAGCAAGAUGACAUCAAAGUAUCCUGAAAACGAUAAGCGAAUAAAAAAUAAAAAAUGAACAAUUGAACAAAUAUCAGCAUGAUAACAACUACCUUAAAGGACCAAAACCAUCUAUCGGAAUAUUUUAUUGGAAGUGUAAAUAUUUUUUUAUUAAGAGCCGAGUCCCGUUCGUUUGCAUGGAGAGGGCGGGGUUUAUGACUUGUACUGCAGCCAGCCAGCAGGGGGCGAUCAAAGAGCCACCAGCUUCACUUUUCAAGAUGCAUGAGGCACACCUGAUAUGGACUCAUUGGCCCUGUCCCAAAUGGCACACUCCGGACUUGUGGACCUCCUCAAAGUCCACACUUUGAUGACAUCAUGUAGUGCAGACCCUUGACGCGAGUCCAAAAGGGCGCACCGGAGUCGUAUUUUGGGAAAGACUCCAGAGUCACACCGGAAAUAGGAAGAGAAGUGUGAACUUCUCCCUUCCAUCAUCUGAUUGGUCUGAUUCCUCUUUCGCAAGGACUUCUGGGUUGGUAAAGUGCAGAAGCCUGCUGCAGUGAAGACCGCAUCAAGGGUGCAAAGGGGGCGCUGAUGAGCACACUAUGGAGUGUAAAAAUGACAGAUGGGACAACCUACGGACUCGUAGACUAAGCGAGCACGUGCAAUUUAAGGCCAUCAGACUGAAAGUCCACAUGAAGUGUGCCAUUUGGGACAAGGCCAAUAAAGUAAGUGGGUUCAAUAUCACUGGUCUUAAAAAGUGGGUGGGUCUUGUGCCACCCACAUGGUUCCUACACCCAUGCUUUGAUGUCAUCGGCCUGUCAGUCUACGUGGUGCCACAUAAUAUCGAACACACAUUUCUAAUCGAAGAAGACACAGGCUUGUUAUCCAAACAUAUAUUGCAAGGAAAGCCCUUAUACUUGGAAGCGGCCAAAUAUGAGGUGCUUCUGGGAGGUUUUCGCAUCUUUAAAAAUGAUCAUGUGACUUACGCACGCCAUGUGACCUGUAGAUGUGAUAAAACUGUUUCUAUUGCAGUUUUGCGAUAAAUAGUUUUUUCGCAUAUAAAACGUUUUUGUAAGUGUUUCCAUUGGGCCUAUUUUCAUGCAAUUUGAAGGGUAAUAGAAACAGAACUAGUGUUGUGGUCACUGGGUCUCGGGUCCUGUGCCAAUCAUAUCUAAAUAAAAACAAAAAUUCAACUUAAAUAAAUACAUACGCGUUUUGUAUUCAACACAAAUAUUGGGUUUUAACCCAUUGUUGGGUCAAACAAACAUUUUCUGGGUUAUUUUAUUCCAACGACUGUGUCAAUUGAAAAUGUGUUUAUCGACAGUUACACAGUAGCACAGUUUUGGCUCUAUAAAAACAUGAAUGCCAGUCUGUUUUAGUUGUUGUUGACGGUAGAAGAUGAGAGAAGUAUUUCCAGGAUUUACUAAUAAGCCAUUGACAGAAGCUACAUUGUAAAACCUAAAAGUUAACUCAACACAAACCAUUUAAGUGAACCGUACAAAACACAUACAUUUUAGUACUGUGAAGUAAACAAAUUGAGUCAUAUGCUGUUAUGUACUUAUGUAUAAGUUCACACUACUUAAAUAUGAGUGCAUAAUUGCACAUGAUUUUUAUUUUUUAAAUUUAUGUGUUUUAAAACUUAAAUGGUCUAAUGUAACCGGUUUACUUAAAUGGUGUGAGUUAAGUUAACUGUUUUACAGUGAUACAAUACACACUAUGUUUUGUUUAUGCUUGUAAAGUCACGGCUUUAAACAGGACAGUAACAUAACAUACAGUAUGAGUUUCCCCAAAAUACAAUACACUGUAGUUCUGACCUGUUGAGUUUGCACAAAGUGAGGAUUUUGUCCAGUACAUAACUAAAGUCUUUGUGUACAGAAGAGGAUUAAAUUCAGAAAUAAUCUAUCUGUAUGUAUACUAGAGCGAGAUAAAACACUCAAAAGAGGAGUGAAAGCCUUAUUUCACUGCAGUUUGUACCUGGCCUGUAUGAUGUAAUUGAAAUUCUAGUCUUACCUAUAUCUGUGAAUUGUAUAUUCGGACGAUAUAAAUAAAAGUGAAGUAUAUAUUUGCUGAGAUAUAUUUAGAAUGAGCUUGUAGUGUUGAUCAGAUCCAAUGGGGAUGUGGGAAUUUUAUAUCAGCUACAGUAUGUAGAUAAAGUAUAUAAUAUGACUUUUUUCUCAUUACAACACUGUAGAAAUUGCAGUAUUAUUGGCAGCUGUUUGCCAGUAACUUACUGUAGAUUUAAAUGCAGGCUUUUUACUGGCAACAGUUAGUUCAAAGUUAAAUAAACAUUAAACAUUA